Molecule: messenger RNA, 1000 nt
Organism: Olea europaea var. sylvestris
Lineage: Eukaryota; Viridiplantae; Streptophyta; Magnoliopsida; Lamiales; Oleaceae
Product: ethylene-responsive transcription factor RAP2-3-like
Exons: 2
Coding region: 152-853 (233 amino acids)
Biological process (GO): ethylene-activated signaling pathway; regulation of DNA-templated transcription
Molecular function (GO): DNA-binding transcription factor activity; DNA binding
Source: RefSeq, a predicted model, not a curated record
UACACACACACACACACUGCGAUCCCCUCGCGGACCAAGGCCAUAAUAUCUAAAUCCAUUUUCAAAAUCUUUCUAUAUCACUCAUUUCUGCGUUGCUCUGUUCGUUUCAAUUCCUAGUUUACCAAUCAGAGAAUUUUCAUAUAAUUCAAGAAUGUGUGGCGGUACAGUACUUGGCUACAUCAUUCCGCGCAAUGGUAACCGCGGUGUCACCUCCACCGACUUCUGGCCCGACUCCUCCUCCUCCUCCUCCUCCUCCGGCCAAAAUGUCACUACCAGUUUCAAAACAUCUCAACCCCACAAAGAUGGUGUGCAUGAGGAAUUUUUACAUACAGAUGGUGAGCAUGAUGUGAAAGGCGCCAAGGGAAAAAGGCAGAGGAAGAAUUUGUACAGGGGAAUAAGGCAGCGACCCUGGGGCAAAUGGGCAGCAGAGAUUCGUGACCCGAGAAAAGGCGUUCGGGUUUGGCUGGGCACUUUCAAUACAGCUGAAGACGCAGCUCGGGCCUAUGAUAAGGAAGCUCGUAAAAUCAGAGGGAAAAAAGCCAAAGUUAAUUUCCCCAACGAGGACGACGAUUAUCAUUACAACAGAUUCAAUUCCAACCCUUAUAAUGAUAAACUGCACAAUGGGAAUAGUGGUGAUUUUAAUCGAGUGGAUCCAUAUAAUAAUGGGGUUUAUUCAAUGUUGAAGGCUAACCCUGUUGUGGAGCAUCCGAGUAAGGAAGUUUCCGUAACCGGGAACGGGUUGAAUUCGGGCUUGGAGGCGAUGACUGGAAAUAUUAAUGGUGGUAAAGAGACAGUAAUCAAGGUGGCCGAUGAGGCGACGACCGUGGCGGUGGCUGAGAAUGAACUUCGAUGACGUCUCUCAAAUCUGAGUCUGACCUCAGCAAUAAUUUUCAACUUCUGUUCUUCAAAAUUAUGGUGUAACUGACGUUGAUUAGUAGUCAAUUGUCUUUGAAACUCCAAAUUUAUUAUAGAUUGAAUUACGUUUCCCAUCCAAAAGCAA